Molecule: messenger RNA, 795 nt
Organism: Hemiscyllium ocellatum (epaulette shark)
Lineage: Eukaryota; Metazoa; Chordata; Chondrichthyes; Orectolobiformes; Hemiscylliidae
Product: late histone H2B.2.1-like
Exons: 1
Coding region: 111-437 (108 amino acids)
Cellular component (GO): nucleosome
Molecular function (GO): structural constituent of chromatin; protein heterodimerization activity; DNA binding
Source: RefSeq, a predicted model, not a curated record
GGGAGAGGGAGGGAGACCGGCCGCUCUGUCCGUCGGACAGCGGCUAGCCCUCGGACGUCGGCGCGCUUCUUGAUCAAUCCACUGAUCGAUAAUCCAUCGGAGCGACUGAAAUGGCCCCAAAGCCGGCGGGGGCCCGGUGCUACCGCAAGAGGAAGCGCCGGGAGAGCUACUGCCGGUACAUCCGCCGGGUGCUGAAGCAGAUCCACCCGGAGCGGAGCCUCUCGGCGGCGGCCGCCGCGGCGCUCGACUCCUUCCUGGGCGACCUCUUCGAGCGGCUGGCGAGCGAGGCGUCCCGCCUGGUCCGCUACAGCCGGCGGCAGACCCUGUCCUCCCGGGAGAUCCAGAGCGCCGUCCGCCUGCUGCUCCCGGGGGAGCUGGCCCAGCACGCCGUGUCCGAGGGCAGCAAGGCGGUCACCACGUUCGCCGCCUGCCCGUGAGGAAGCAGAGGGCGGAGAGGCAGCGGCGGGGCCGGCCGGCCGGCGGGCAAGGUCCCCUUCGGAGCUCAGCAGCCCCCCCGACCCCCGGGAGGAGCCGGGGGCGGAGGGGAGAGGAGGGGGGGGAGAGGGAGCCCGAGGGAAAUGAGAACUGGAAGCUUUGAACCGAUCUCCAGAGACGUCCCCGAGCCGCGUUCUGUUGGUGUUUUGCGGUUGAGAACAAACUUGUCCAAAAAAAGGAGCUGCUCCGAUUGCAGAUGGAAACCCGACCCCCCCCCCCACCCCAGAAUAAUGUUUUACUCCCUUCACCACGCACUCCACCCCCCCACCCCCCCAAUAAAAUAAAAUGUGGUUGCAAUGG